UCGGAACAGGACGGCGUCGUUUUCUUUUGGAAACCAAACGACGGCCAAUCGAUCCGUCCGUGGAUCCACUCCGUACUCAAAACGACGUCGUUGCCCCCCUGAAUAGUUGAUUCCCCCAUUCCCAGCCCCCGCCCAGCACACAGAUCACUCCUCCCCUCCCAUCCUUCUUUUCCCACCUCUCCAUUUUCAUGUUACUCCAAACCUCCUGCCAAAUCCGCGGAGAGGGUUUUUCACUGCUCGCCGGUUAGCUCUCUCUCUCUCUCAAUUAUAUUUUUUGUAUCUUACUUACAAACUGCCCUGUCGUAUGCUAAACCCCUUGGAGCAUUCUCCUAUUUCUUAGCUCCAUCCUCCGUAUUCUCUUAAUGGGUGUUCUCUUUUUCUCGCCAAAAUUUAGGAUUUUCUGUGUGCGCAGUAGCUAUCACAAUAGACCAACUCUAUCCCGUUCCUUUGUUCCAGUACACAGAAGUUGGAUUGCUUUCGUACCCAUUUACCAUCAAGAUUGAUAGAUAGGAAUUUAAAAAGCAAAAAAAGAAAGAAAAAAGAAUGGUGGUUUCUUUGAACAUAUUCCCUCCUCGUACUUGGGUCGGGCCCUUCACUUUCAAUGACAAAACCUUUCAGAACACUCCAAUUAAAAAUGCCAUAGCAACUGGGUUUCUUAACUCAAAACUUGAUCUGGGCUUUCUUCAGACUAAUUGUGUGAAAGUUGGAGAUUCAGGUUAUAGAAAAAGUUCAGAAAAUGAUAACAACGAAAAGCAAUCAAAUGAGGAAAGAUGGAAGUUGGAAUUCCUCGGGGAACUUGAACCGUUGGUUGUUCAGCCCCCUGAGAAAAAGAAGAAAAAGCAGCCCAAGUCGAGGUUGCUACGAGACACUGAUACAAUGGAUUGGUGUGUCAGGGCAAGGAGGAUUGCUCUUAAGUCAAUCGAGGCGAGGGGCUUGACUGGUAACAUGGAAGACUUGAUUACUGUAAAGAAGAAAAAGAAAAACAAGAACAAGAAAAAACUAGCCAAUAAGGACAUUAUUGAGAAUAGGGAAGUAGGUGGGGAAGAUUUGGAUUUUGAUCUGGAGGAAGAAAGUCAAUUCGAAGAUAUGAACCCUCUCGAUGGUACUGGACAGCUUAGAAAGACCGUUGGUAUGUUUGUGGGUGGCAUGCUCGAAGAAAGGAAAGAGAAAACUAUGGAAACUUUUGUUCAUAGGCUCUCACAAUUCUCUGGAUCUUCAGACCGUAGGAAAGAAAUCAACUUGAACAAAGCAAUUGUUGAAGCACAAAGUGCAGAAGAAGUCUUGGAGGUUGUUGCUGAGACAAUUAUGGCCGUGGGGAAAGGCUUGAGCCCAUCUCCACUCUCUCCAUUGAACAUUGCCACUGCACUUCAUCGAAUUGCUAAAAACAUGGACAAAGUUUCAAUGAUGACGACUCAUAGGUUGGCAUUUGCCCGUCAAAGAGAGAUGUCUAUGCUUGUGGCUAUUGCGAUGACUACUUUACCGGAGUGCUCUGCUCAAGGCAUAUCAAAUAUUUCUUGGGCAUUGUCCAAGAUUGGAGGGGAGCUCCUUUAUUUAUCUGAGAUGGAUAGAAUUGCAGAGGUGGCCCUGACCAAGGUUGUGGAUUUCAAUUCUCAGAAUGUUGCUAAUUUGGCGGGUGCUUUUGCUUCAAUGAAGCAUUCUGCCCCCAAUCUCUUUGCAGAAUUAUCAAAAAGGGCAUCAAAUAUAAUUCACACCUUUCAGGAGCAAGAGGUUGCUCAGGUGUUGUGGGCUUUUGCUUCUUUGUUUGAGCCAGCUGACCCUUUGCUUGAGUCUUUGGAUAAUACUUUCAAAGAUGUAGACCAAUUAAAAUGCUGCUUAGAUGAAAAAAUGUCAAAUCACAAUGAAAAAUGCAGUGAGGAGACCACCGGAGUGGAAGGAGCUUUAGGAUCUCCUGCACUCAAUUUCAAUAGGGAUCAGCUAGGAAAUAUAGCCUGGUCUUAUUCUGUUCUGGGGGAAAUGGAUCGGGUAUUCUUUUCCCAUGUUUGGAAAACUCUCAGCCAGUUUGAGGAGUACAAGCUUUCAGAGCAGUAUAGGGAGCACAUAAUGUUUGCUUCCCAGGUUCAUCUUGUGAACCAGUGCUUGAAGCUUGAGUACCCACAUCUUCAGUUGUCUCUGAAUAGUGAUCUAGAGGAGAGAAUUGCUCGUGCUGGAAAAACAAAGAGGUUUAAUCAGAAAAAGACCUCAUCAUUCCAGAAAGAGGUGGCCCGUCUUCUUGUUAGCACUGGUCUCAAUUGGGUCAGAGAACAUGUUGUAGAUGGAUACUCUUUGGAUGCGGUCUUGAUUGACCAGAAAGUUGCCUUGGAGAUUGAUGGACCAACUCACUUCUCAAGGAAUUCUGGGGUCCCUUUAGGACAUACCAUGCUAAAGCGCCGCUACAUCACUGCUGCUGGUUGGAAGCUCAUAUCUGUAUCUCAUCAAGAGUGGGAGGAGCGUCAAGGGGAGUUCGAGCAGCUAGACUACCUCAGAGAAGUCCUGAAAGACUAUGUGGACACAGGCAGUUCUAGCACUGUAUAAAAUUGAAGACAGCAACAGGAGAGGGAUGAGUUUACUUCCCUACUGACAUCCAAGCUUAGGCUUGUCCAACUCUCAAUUAAUCUUUUUUUAAUAAGCUUCAUGUUAGCCGUUACGGAUAUAUUAUAAAGUUAUCCAAUAUUUCUUCAUCUGCUCUGCCCUUCAGGCCACCAUUGGUUUGCUUUUAUAGAAAACAAGGGUGUGUGCACCAUUUUGUUUAAAAUGUAAACUCUAGCCAAACCAAAACAAAUCCUAUUGAAACAGUUCAUAAUUACCAAGUGCCUAUAUUUUGGAUGAA
Messenger RNA from Malania oleifera, 2827 nucleotides. RefSeq names its product RAP domain-containing protein, chloroplastic. The transcript has 3 exons. Gene Ontology annotation, cellular component: chloroplast; ribonucleoprotein granule; mitochondrial matrix. Lineage: Eukaryota; Viridiplantae; Streptophyta; Magnoliopsida; Santalales; Ximeniaceae. Gene Ontology annotation, biological process: regulation of mitochondrial mRNA stability; chloroplast rRNA processing; mitochondrial RNA processing. The coding region runs from base 544 to 2532 and encodes 662 amino acids. Gene Ontology annotation, molecular function: RNA binding. The record is from RefSeq and is a predicted model, not a curated record.